AUGCCUACAGCCAAGGUCAAGUCGAGUACUGGAAAGACCAAGUUCAACUACACAAUAUCAACACCAUCGUCUUCGUCGGCCAAGCAUAUCGACAAGAGUCUACCAACCUUGCUGUUCAUUCAUGCGGUUUACAUUGGACAACAUAUCUUCCAACGACAAUUCGAGGACCCGCAAAUAAGAAGAUUUAAUUGUGUUACAUUGGAUCUUCGAAUCCAUGGUCAUACGUCGGGUGAUCCUAUUCCCGAAGGCUAUGGCGCAAAAGAGUCUGCAGAAGACCUAGCAAAGUUCAUGGAUGAGAUAAAAUUACCCGCUUGUCACAUUGUCGGUCUUUCCAUGGGCACCAUUGCGGCAAUCGGCCUCGCUGUCUACUACCCAGAUAAAGUCGCAUCCCUUUUCCUCGUGUCACCGCUAGGACUGGAAGAGCCGACAGAUGUCGCCGAUGGCCGGCGGGAAAUAGCAGAUUACUGGAAGGAAGGUUUCAAGACAGGCCAGCCCGACAUGGAAGUCCUCUCUGACGCGGUCUACGGUGCCCUGCAAUUAGGUUUCAGCAACAACCUUGACGGCUUAGCGAACGCGCUUGUCGCUUUCACACUGGCUUUGGCCCUGAAGAAUUGGGGACCCAAAUGCUUUGACCAGUACGACAGAGCCACGGUCGAGUUUUUCAACAAUCGAAAGGAGUACAGCAAUGACGAACUGUCUCGGAUACGAGGACCAGUCAAGUUGGUCCAUUGCCUUGGGGAUGUCGCGUACUCCCAGGAGUACACGGAAAAAUUCAUGCAACAGCUCAAGGAUGCCGCGGUAACCGUUAGUCUUACCACGAUAUCCGAAGCACCACACUUUGGUCUUGCAACGCACGGGGAUAUUGUUAACCCCAUUCUCCAUGAUUUUAUUAUAGGUAGUUGCAGAACCUCUGUUCCGCCAGCACCCCAAGAAGUCAUCUCUCCAUGGGAGACCGAGUUGGUGAAAGCUGGUUGGGAUAAGGGUGGGAGUGACUCUGAAGACGAUUGA
This is a messenger RNA of Desarmillaria tabescens, 1008 nucleotides long. Its product is annotated as alpha/beta-hydrolase. Bases 1 to 1008 code for a protein of 335 amino acids. NCBI's taxonomy places the organism in Eukaryota, Fungi, Basidiomycota, Agaricomycetes, Agaricales, Physalacriaceae. The transcript is spliced from 6 exons. The record is from RefSeq and is a predicted model, not a curated record.